Molecule: messenger RNA, 1319 nt
Organism: Cucumis melo (muskmelon)
Lineage: Eukaryota; Viridiplantae; Streptophyta; Magnoliopsida; Cucurbitales; Cucurbitaceae
Product: peroxidase 72-like
Exons: 4
Coding region: 66-1097 (343 amino acids)
Biological process (GO): response to oxidative stress; hydrogen peroxide catabolic process
Molecular function (GO): peroxidase activity; heme binding
Source: RefSeq, a predicted model, not a curated record
ACCAAUUAAACCUUUUUAAGUUUCCUUAAUAAUUCUUAUUGUGCUUUCUGGAAGAGAAGAUUGUUAUGGCUCAAUCUAAGAGCUUGGUUGUUGUAUUUGCUUUUCUUGCCUUGGCUUCGGUUGCUUUCUCUCACAAGAUUGGUGGCCAUGGCGGCCAUGGUGGCAAUGGCGGAGGCGGAUACUAUUUGUAUCCUCAAUUUUAUGAUCAUUCAUGUCCAAGAGCUCAAGAGAUAGUGAAGUCUAUAGUGGCUAAGGCUUUUGCAAAGGAAGCUCGUAUUGCUGCUUCCUUGCUUAGGCUUCAUUUCCAUGAUUGUUUUGUUAAGGGUUGUGAUGGUUCAAUAUUGUUAGAUAGCAGUGGGACAAUAGCUAGUGAGAAAAGAUCAAAUCCAAACAGAAACUCUGCUAGAGGAUUUGAAGUGAUUGAUGAGAUCAAAUCUGCUUUGGAGAAAGAAUGUCCUCAAACUGUUUCUUGUGCUGAUAUUUUGGCCAUUGCUGCCAGAGACUCCACUGUCAUUACUGGAGGACCAAGUUGGGAAGUUCCAUUAGGAAGAAGGGAUUCAAGAGGAGCAAGUCUAAGUGGCUCUAAUAAUGACAUUCCUGCUCCUAACAACACUUUCCAAACCAUUCUCACUAAGUUCAAGAGACAAGGCCUUGAUAUUGUUGAUCUUGUUGCUCUUUCAGGUAGUCACACCAUCGGAAACUCCCGAUGCACUAGCUUCAGACAACGUCUUUACAACCAAUCCGGUAACGCCCAGCCUGAUCCUUCUCUCGAUCCAUCAUACGCUGCCGAGUUGCGGAAGCGAUGCCCGAGAUCAGGUGGUGACCAGAACCUGUUCUUCCUGGACUUCGUGAGCCCCACCAAGUUUGACAACUACUACUUCAAGAAUAUUUUAGCUGCAAAGGGUCUGCUGAACUCAGAUGAAGUUCUGUUGACAAAGAACUUGCAAUCAGCAGAAUUGGUGAGAGCAUAUGCAGAGAAUUCUGAGUUGUUUUUUGAGCAAUUUGCAAAGUCUAUGGUGAAGAUGGGAAACAUUUCUCCUCUAACUGGCUCAAGAGGAGAGAUCAGAAAGAACUGCAGGAAAGUUAAUAGAGAUUAGGAAAAUAUUAACUUGGGGAAGAUGAAGAUCAUGUUUCAAUGUAUUGGGUGUGAAAAGUUUUUUCUUUUUUGAGUCAAAUUCUUCUAUGCUUUGUUUUUUCAACUUAAGAUUUGAGUUCUGCUUUAAUCCAAUAUGGUACCAUGGGAAAGUUAAUGUAUUUGACUAUUUGUGUUCCUUUGUAUCUCUCAGCUCUUCUUUAAUAAAUUUGGUAGUUUUUCUUUC